Molecule: messenger RNA, 258 nt
Organism: Metarhizium album ARSEF 1941
Lineage: Eukaryota; Fungi; Ascomycota; Sordariomycetes; Hypocreales; Clavicipitaceae
Exons: 2
Coding region: 1-258 (85 amino acids)
Source: RefSeq, a predicted model, not a curated record
AUGGAGAAGCAGUCCAAGUUGCCGUCGCUGGCUGUCAGGACGGGCCACGAAUCCGUAAACGACGACGACGUCGCCGCUGGUCACACGAUUGCGGACACAACCCAAGCACAAGCCACUACAGCUAGUCCCAAAUGCCUCGCAUUGGCCGCCGCAGCUCCUCGGCAAAAGUCCAUGAUGCUUGUCCGCUGGCUUCAAGAUGAGGGCUCAGGACCACCCACCACCGAGAAACUAGUCAGAAAGCCGGGACCAAAGACGUGA